CACGGGUUCAGGUGAUGUCCUCUAAAUCUUGGCAGUUUCGGUCCAUCCAACUUCAAACGGCGUGACGUCGUCAGGCUGCCCAGGCAUCCACCAGAUCACAUCGACCUGUCAAACCGCCCAAAAGAGUCACAUCAAUCAGCUCGUAUCUGCCUUUCGAAUGGGAUAGACCACGUCGCCCGCACGCACGUGGGACAAAGACUUGGGCUUGUGCCUGUGCGCUGCGCACAGCACCCUGCUCUGCCCGUGCAAUGGUCGCAGAAGCACGGCAAGCGCUUCGAUUGGCCACUCGCCGGUCACCCAGCGAAUUUAUUGGCUGGAACCUCACAAAUGUACGACUGGCCUCGUCCCUUGCGCUAACGCCAAUCCCGUCAAAGGCAUGCAGGGCAAAGUUGCUGUGGUGGGAGCUUCGAAAUGGGGCACGGGUGCCUUUCGUCCGCGGGCGGCGGCCUCAGCUGCAAUCGCCACCCAAAGCAACCGUCGGCUCGGACGCAUCACGUCAGGCUGCAGCAUUCCAUUCAAGCGCAAGGCGCCGCGCGCGGCCCCUUGACUUCUACAGCAUCCUCGAGGUAGGAAAGGACGCGAGCCAGCGUGAAAUCAAAAUUUCAUUCUACCAGCUCUCCAAGAAAUACCACCCCGACGUCAACCAAACCGAUGAGAGCGCCAAGGCAAAGUUUCAACAAGUGUCUGAGGCAUACGCUACGCUUGGUGACCAGAGGAAGAGGCGAGAGUACGACUCGAGAUUGCGAGCCUCUUCGUCGCCCUCCGUACGCUCUUCAAGUGGAGGCUCUUCCUCUGGCUACGGCGCGGCCUCAGCAUACCAGGGCUACACCUACGACCCCGAGGCGAAUGCCAAUCGCCGCGCGCGCGCAUCCUACGCCUGGGACUAUCAACGGCGACGGGCCGACUCAGUGCGCUCUGCACGCGGAGCCGCUCGUCACAGGCCAUCGAAAGAGAGCGAUGCGACCUUUUCAUCGUCAUCUUUCAAUUCUUCCGCCCGAGGCGCCGCCGCAGCCGGCUUUGGGUUCGGGAACGGGGGCGUGGAUACAAACACGGGCGACGCAGCUCGCUCGAAACUGUUCGAAGAGCUGGCUGCGCGGGAGCGGAGGAAAGAGCAAGCAUUCUCCGCGCGUGGCUUUGGCUCCGGCUCGUCCACGGCGGGCUCCGCGGCUGGAAAGAAAAAUGAAGGCAGCGGCUCUGGACCUGUCUGGCGGUUCAUACAGGUCGCAGGCGUCUUUUGGAUCAUCAUCAUGAUAGGCAACAAGGUCUCACAUAAGGACAGCGCCGCCAAUCAUCGGCGGUCAGAGAAGAGGUAGCUGGCUGUCCCUGCAUUCUUUUAAAUGUAUAGAUAGUUGCGUGGAUCAGCUGGCAAUUCGAACAUGC
This is a messenger RNA of Tilletiaria anomala UBC 951, 1380 nucleotides long. RefSeq names its product DnaJ-domain-containing protein. NCBI's taxonomy places the organism in Eukaryota, Fungi, Basidiomycota, Exobasidiomycetes, Georgefischeriales, Tilletiariaceae. The record is from RefSeq and is a predicted model, not a curated record. The transcript has 3 exons. Bases 249 to 1313 code for a protein of 354 amino acids.